AUGCUCAUUCUUUCGGAUUUGUAUCGUGUUGCCAUUCGCACUGGCGAUCGAGUUCUCACACCAAGCAUGAAAAAGAUUGUCAAAUGGGAUCAUCCAGCAGGAAUGAAAUACAUUCACUUUUGGGCACCGUUGAUGAAGUGGUCUUUAGUCGCAGCUGGUUUUGGCGACAUGCUACGUCCAGCUAAUAAACUUUCAUUAAAUCAAUCGAUAUCUUUAUUCGCAACAGGAGCCAUUUGGAGUCGAUACUCGAUGGUUAUUAUACCAAAGAAUUAUAUGUUAUUCGCUGUCAAUAUAUUCUUAGCAUUUGUCGGCGCACAGCAACUUGCACGUAUCGGCCAUUAUCGAUACACACAUCCCGAAGCACAGGCGAAAAAUUAA
Adineta ricciae is the source of this 378-nucleotide messenger RNA. NCBI's taxonomy places the organism in Eukaryota, Metazoa, Rotifera, Eurotatoria, Adinetida, Adinetidae. The record is from the annotation of a GenBank genome assembly.